UUAUGUGCCGCAUAGUCGAAGUGAUUGUUAAAAUCGUUCUAUACUCUUUAUUUUAACAUUCUAAUUUUUUGUUUCCAAAAAAUGGAAGAGAAUGAGCUUUCUCAUUUAAAUACUGUAAAUAACAAGAAACUAACACCAACAAAAGAAUCCAAAAAAUUAUCUUCUUCUGAGGAGGUCACACGAGGACAAUGGGCAAAUAAAACUGAAUUUUUAUUGUCAUGUUUGGGAUAUGCAAUUGGUAUUGGCAAUGUUUGGAGAUUUCCAUAUUUGUGUUAUCGAAAUGGCGGUGGUGCGUUUUUGAUCCCGUAUUUAUUAAUGUUAGCUUUUUGUGGUAUACCAUUAUUUUAUAUGGAAUCUUGCUUAGGGCAAUUUUCAAGCAGUAGUUGUCUUACAAUUUUUAAAAUAUGUCCUUUGUUAAAAGGUUGCGGCUAUGCAACAGUUAUUGUAAAUAUAAUUACAACACUAUACUUCAAUGUAAUUGUUUCAUUACCAUUUGUGUUCCUUUACAAUUGUUUACAAGCGAAUUUGCCGUGGGAUGAUUGCAAUAAUCCUUGGAAUACAGAUAAAUGUCUCGAGCUAGAUGGUAGUUCAAGUCAUUUAACAGAAUUUAUGUUAAGCAAAAAUGAUUCUUCAUAUGAGAAAAGACGGACGCCAGCUGAUGAAUUUUUUCAUUUUAAAGUAUUAAAUAUAUCGGACAGUAUAAAUGAAGUCGGUGGAAUAGUUCCUCAGUUGCUCAUUGCUAAUCUAUUAUCAUGGAUUGUGGUAUACUUUUGUAUUAGUAAAGGUGUCAAAUCUGUUGGUAAAGUGGUUUACUUUACUGCUACGUUUCCGUUUAUCAUUCUUUUUGUAUUGUUUAUACGUGGAAUAACGUUACCCGGAGCUAUGGAUGGAAUAUAUUUUUAUAUUUAUCCAGAUUGGAACCGUUUAUGGAACUUUAAGACAUGGGCAGAUGCUGCACUACAAAUAUUCUUUUCAUUGGGUCCUGGAUGGGGUGGAAUUAUUAAUAUGGCUAGUUUCAAUCCAUUUCAUAAUAACGUUAAAUCAGAUUCUAUUGUCGUUCCAAUUGUUAAUUGUGGUACAAGUAUUUUUGCUGGAUUUGUUGUGUUUUCUGUAUUAGGUUUUAUGUCUCAUAAAACAGGUAUACCCGUAUCAACAGUUGCCACUAGUGGACCUGGCUUGGCAUUUAUUACAUACCCCGAAGCGAUUUCGAUGUUACCACUCCCACAUUUAUGGGCAAUCGCAUUCUUCGUCAUGUUGUAUUUAUUAGGAAUUGAUACUUUGUUUGUACAAACUGAAGCAAUUAUUACAAGUAUUAUGGAUGAACAUCCACGAUUGCGCAAACAUAAAACCUUGAUUACAUUCUUGUCAAUUUGUAUAUUUUUUGUGUCAUCCCUGGUGUUUGUUUCAAGGGCUGGAAUGUAUUAUAUUCAGCUUAUUGAUUGGUAUUGCGCAUCUGUUUCAAUAAUUUUAAUAUGUUUAAUGGAGAUAAUUAUUGUGGGAUGGAUUUAUGGAAUUGAUAAUUUUAUUAGAGACAUUAAAUUUAUGAUGGAUAUAAAAAUGGGUUUCUGGUGGCCGUUUUGUUGGAAAUAUUUAACAUCAGUUAUUUUAGUAAUAAUUUUCAUGACAACUAUAUUUUUCAAUACUGAAGUAACGUACAAUGGUAAAGCGUAUCCAUUUUGGUCAAUUAUUCUUGGAUGGAGUAGUUGUCUAGUUUCAAUGGUUUGUAUUCCGGGAUAUGCAAUUUACCUGAUAUCACGAACACCAGGAAAUUUUAUUCAGAGGAUACGAACAAAUUUAAAAUCAACGGAAGAUUGGGGACCUAGUGAUGUUGGCAAUCGCAAAGAAUGGAAAACAUUAAUUACAAUGAAAGAAACUAAUAAUAUUAAUCUUAAUAACAAAUAAACUUAUUU
Chrysoperla carnea is the source of this 1910-nucleotide messenger RNA. Its product is annotated as sodium- and chloride-dependent glycine transporter 1-like. The record is from RefSeq and is a predicted model, not a curated record. Lineage: Eukaryota; Metazoa; Arthropoda; Insecta; Neuroptera; Chrysopidae. The transcript has 12 exons. The coding region runs from base 82 to 1902 and encodes 606 amino acids. Gene Ontology annotation, cellular component: membrane. Gene Ontology annotation, molecular function: glycine transmembrane transporter activity. Gene Ontology annotation, biological process: sodium ion transmembrane transport.